Molecule: messenger RNA, 1359 nt
Organism: Metschnikowia bicuspidata var. bicuspidata NRRL YB-4993
Lineage: Eukaryota; Fungi; Ascomycota; Pichiomycetes; Serinales; Metschnikowiaceae
Product: tRNA splicing endonuclease subunit
Exons: 1
Coding region: 1-1359 (452 amino acids)
Biological process (GO): tRNA-type intron splice site recognition and cleavage
Cellular component (GO): tRNA-intron endonuclease complex
Source: RefSeq, a predicted model, not a curated record
AUGUCAGGGGGUGACGGAGAAUUUGACUUGAUCAAUGAUGACUGCAUCGAAGAGUCCAUAAAUGAUUGGGGAUUGAUCAACCAGAACCAGAGCUCAUCAAAAAUUAACGAUGAAACUCUCCCGAAAAGGUCAGAGAAAUUUUUCGAUCAAGACGGCUCGGAUGCACAAAAACUGAAAUUAGAAUAUGCUCGUGAUCAAAUGUAUCUAGCACUUCUGCACAUUCGUGGGCAUCAUAUUAAGCAGCUUUUGGUAGGAGUAUGGAUUCAUUCCAAAAGAAAAGCUUUUAUCCCGCACGCCAAAGGCAGCUUCUUCAAAGACAUGGGGGCUCCUCAUGUCUAUAAAUUGAAAAAAAAACUUCAAGGAGUAUGGCUUAGUGAAAUAGAAGCCAUAUACUUGACCGAGAGGGGAUCGCUUGUAAUGUACGCAGCAAAUGAUCAAUUUCUCGAAUUUAUGGAGAACGAUAACUUGCUGUUUAAUUACGAGACUUUGACACACCUUACUUUGGCCCAUUUACAAACUACUGCUUUCGGCCUGAAUUGUGAACUUGUAGACAAGUACAAAGUUUUUGCAUUAUUGAAGAGAUUAGGUUAUUCCGUAAUGGAACACAGAGCUCUUCAUAUACUGUUAGAUCAAUGUGAUCUACCUUCUGAACCGGAGGGAAAGAAGCAUUUGUCUUUCUUUUCCGCUAUUCAAUCAUUUGGCGUAUCCUUUGGAACCACACUAAGAAGACUUUACACAUUGUUGCUCGAAAAGCAAAGCCACUUUCUCACCUACACGCUGGUUUAUAAAUCACUCGCUCUCGUUCCCACAAGCGACUUCAUGAGUUUCGGUCCUCCUUAUGCCUUAGACCCACGAUAUCGAAUUAUAUUUAAUGUCUGGAAACCUUCUCCGCAUUUUAGCAAGAAAAAUCCUCCAGCACCGGAUUUUCAGAUCGGAAUUCUAAACACAUCAAAAGUAGCAUUCCCAGACCUUGGAUCUAUCCAGGGAACUUGGGCUUAUCUUGACAAUAAGCGUGACACUGAAUGCAUUCGGAAACCCAAGGAAACUAAAAUUUCCAAAACAACCGAUGUAUCCAAUAAGACAAAGAAAGAAAUGAAAGCACAAAACAAGGCAGAGCGCGAAUCUAGACUUGACCCCAAGCUUCGAAAUAGAAAUAAUUAUCUCAGAAACAGGGACAAGUUACUUAAGCAAGGUACCACUGGGAGGUCAACUGUUUUCGCGGUUGUAGACAAUGGUGUUGUGAAUUUCACAACAUUCAACGAAACUGAUUUUAGAUUGCGAUACUGUGCGAAGGAUUUGAACGAAUUUGAAACGAGAGAGGAUCAUGGUAUUGUAUGGAAUGAAAGACUAGAUGUUUGA